This is a messenger RNA of Mycosarcoma maydis (corn smut), 387 nucleotides long. RefSeq lists its product as uncharacterized. The record is from RefSeq and is a predicted model, not a curated record. The transcript has 2 exons. Gene Ontology annotation, biological process: late endosome to vacuole transport via multivesicular body sorting pathway. Lineage: Eukaryota; Fungi; Basidiomycota; Ustilaginomycetes; Ustilaginales. Bases 1 to 387 code for a protein of 128 amino acids. Gene Ontology annotation, cellular component: endosome; Vps55/Vps68 complex.
AUGGCGGCCGGACUCAAGACCAUCAUCCUACUCUCAUUUGUGCUCGCACUGGGCUUCUUGCUCAUUAUCCUGUCGUGCGCACUGUGGUCCAACUGGCUGCCGCUUCUCGUAGCGCUCAUCUACGUCCUGACACCGUUACCAAAUAGCCUCUGCGCACGCUGCGCCGGUGCCGACGACUUUUCCGCCGACUACAAUAGCGGCUUUUUGGACUUUGGCAACUUCAUGACAGGUCUCAUGAUUGUCUCUGGGUUUGCCUUGCCACUGUCGUUGGCGCAUGCAGGUGUUAUUGCGCCAACGGCCUGUUGGAUGUCAAUCGCCGGUGGCGGACUUGUCUACGCUACCAUCUUGACCUACUCUGGAUUCUUCAGCGAGACAGAUGACUAUUAA